Molecule: messenger RNA, 2283 nt
Organism: Sesamum indicum (sesame)
Lineage: Eukaryota; Viridiplantae; Streptophyta; Magnoliopsida; Lamiales; Pedaliaceae
Source: RefSeq, a predicted model, not a curated record
CCAAUUUAGGGCCUGAAUUCUGGAAGUGGAAGCGGAAGAAAUAGAAGAGGGGAGAAGGAGGGCUCUCUCGUUGUUUCGGAUAGAUCUCACACUCCAGACAGAGAGAGAGAGAGAGAGAGAUAAAGCGAAAUCCCCAAAAAUAAAAAAAGGGAAAUUUUUGGUAUGCAAAGUCUUUCUCAAAUCUCCUCCUACUUCAACCUCUACUUCUUCUGCAGCUGUUUACUCUCAGUUACAUAUGUAAAUAUACACAUACACAUACUCGUACUCAUACAUAUACUCACGCUAUUAAACUCUAUAGACACAUCUAACCCUUUUUGUGAUUUUUCCCUGAAAUCAGUUUGACAACCCCCGUAAUAUUACAUGCAUCGCCUAAAGCGCCUUUCCUGGUAGCCCUGAGUUGCAUUUGAUUGAUUAUGAUUAUUCUUUUUUUUGGAAUUCUUUGCUGUGAGGACUCUACUUCAGCUUCCGGAUUGCGGGUUUUUCCAUUUCGCUCCAAUACUUUGUUGGGGUUGUUUGAUCAAUGAUUCUAUUGGUGGAGUCAAGGCCUCAAAUUGUGUUUAUUGUGUGACAACACUUGAAAAGUAAGACAAUCAUGGCAGAGAACACUGAAAUUGAGGACCGGGUGGAUCUUGAUGAUGACAAUUACACUGAAGAGGAUGAUGACGUCGAAGAACCCAUUGAAGAUGAAGGAGCUGGAGAGGCUAUUGAAGAAAAUGGCAAAGAGUUUCAGGAGGACAUAAGAAGUGAGGAUGGCGGGAAAGAACAAUCUCCAGGAACAGAUAGAAAUGAUAUUCGCAUCGGGCAUGUGGAAAUUGAAGAAAACCCUGCAUCAAUUAAAGCAGAUGAGAAAGAAAAGCAUGCCGAACUUCUGGAUCUUCCUCCUCAUGGUUCUGAAGUUUUCAUUGGAGGACUUUCUCGAGAUGUUUCAGAGGAAGACUUAAGGGAACUCUGUGAACCCUUUGGUGAAAUUUUUGAGAUAAGAGUAAUGAAAAACAGGGAUACAGGCGAAAGCAAGGGCUUUGCAUUUGUAGCCUUCAGAACAAAAGAUGUUGCUCAAAAGGCAAUUGAAGAAUUACAUAAUAAAGAAUUCAAGGGCAGAACAUUGCGGUGUUCGCUAUCAGAAACUAAAUACAGAUUGUUCAUAGGUAAUGUACCUAAGGGUUGGACUGACGAUGAGUUUAGGAAAAUCAUUGAAGAGACAGGUCCCGGGGCUGAAACCAUAGAGCUCAUAAAGGAUCCACAGAACCCAGGUCGUAAUCGGGGUUUUGCCUUUGUGGAAUAUUACAACAAUGCUUGUGCUGAUUAUUCUAGGCAACAAAUGUCUGCUCCAAGCUUCAAGCUGGAUGGUAACACACCAACUGUGACAUGGGCUGAUCCAAAGAUUACGCCAGAUCAUUCUGCUGCUGCUGCUCAGGUCAAGGCUCUUUAUGUGAAGAAUAUACCUGAAAACACACCGACUGAACAAUUAAAGGAACUCUUUCAACGCCAUGGGGAAGUAACAAAAGUUGUUAUGCCACCUGCCAAAAGUGGCGGAAAAAGAGAUUUUGGAUUUGUCCACUAUGCGGAAAGGUCAAGCGCAUUAAAGGCCGUCAAAGACACAGAAACAUAUGAGAUAAAUGGUCAGGUGUUAGAAGUUGUUCUUGCAAAGCCUCAGACUGAGAAGAAGUUUGAUGCAGCGAAUCCCCACAAUCCUUCUCCAGUCCCGAACUAUAUUCCUCAUCCAGGGUAUGCUGGUAUACCAGUGAAUCCUUAUGCGCCUAUAGCUGCUGGAUAUGGUACAGCUGCUGGUUUUCAGCAGCAACCUAUGAUUUAUGGAAGGGGGCAAUGGUUUUACCAGAUGGUCGAAUUGGCUAUGUUCUCCAGCAACCUGGUGUACAGAUGCCACCACCUGUCAGACCACGGAGGAAUGAUAGGAGCAAUGGUGCUGGUGGACCACAAGCACGAGGUGGAACGAGCAGUAGUAAUGAUGAUAGUAACCGUAACAGACGAUACCGGCCCUACUAGAAGUGGGGAGAAGUAAAAUGUUGUACUUGGAUAGCCAGCUGUAGCAGAUGAGUAUAUCCCUGAGCCACUUGCCUUUUUGCUUGUUCAACCUUGGCACAGGGGAAAUAGACGUGGUAAAUUCAAGCAUUAGGAUGAUGGCAGUAACUAUAUUUUAUCAUGUUCUUUACUAUUUGUUCGUUUGUCUGGGAAGAGAGAACAGUGUGAACACUUGUUGGCAGAGCUUUAUUACUAUACAUAUGAAUUUGAAUAUUUAAGAUUCUGCUCUAGCUCUAUGAUUCA